Molecule: messenger RNA, 437 nt
Organism: Protopolystoma xenopodis
Lineage: Eukaryota; Metazoa; Platyhelminthes; Monogenea; Polystomatidea; Polystomatidae
Source: the annotation of a GenBank genome assembly
UAUCUAUUAAACCAGAAAUUAUCCGUCUUGAACACGAGGUAUCACAGCUGUCUCCUCUUCUCCAAGCCACUCAAACACACUUGACUCAGACAGAAUCACAACUGAUGGAAUAUCGGAACCGACUUGAGGCCAAUAUAUCCCAAGAUAUGUAUGCCCAUACACCAUAUUCGCAGCUGGUCUCCACUCUUUUGACUGCCAGCCUCCACGAGCUCUCCACUCAGCUAGCUGGUAAUUCUCUGUCGGUGAGCUUGAAUGAUCUUUUGAUGGAGAAAAUGUCAUGUAUGGCUGAAGUGACGCAGACAGUCGCAAAGCAUAAUCAAACUGGAAAUCAACCAAAAUCCAUCGUCAUGCAAGCUAUCGCCGCAGCAGGUCAGUCAGCUAAAUUUUGUGAAGAAAUUGAUUCGCUUUCAUUUUUUUGUGAAAUAUCAACGAUUUAG